AGAAAACAGAAAACAGAGAGAGAGAGAGAGAGAGAGAGAGAGAGAGAGAGAGAGAGAGAGAGAGUGGGAUUGCUUUGAUCCAAACAAUAAACAAAGCAAUAUUCCCUUUCCUGUCUUUCUUUCCUUCGUUCUUUCAUAUCCCAUUAUUUCUUUCAUUUUUCCCCUUAAUUUUUUCCUUUUUUUUUGUAAAACAAAAUAUAACACCCAAAGAAACAAAAAUGUCGAUCAAUAUGAAAACUUUGACCCAAGCCUUCGCCAAAACAGCUGCCGUCAUCGAGAAAACCGUACACACAACCGUGCAAUCAGCCGUACAAGAGGUUACAGGACCCAAGGCUCUUCAAGAUUACGAGCUUCUCCACCAGAUAGGUUCCGCCGGUCCUGGCCUUGCAUGGAAGUUGUAUUCCGCCAAGGCGCGUGACGGGACGCAUCCCCAUCAGUAUCCCACGGUUUGCGUGUGGGUUUUGGACAAGAAGGCGAUGUCUAAGGCGCGAGCGUGCGCGGGGUUGUCUAAGGCGGUGGAGGAUUCGUUUUUUAAUUUGAUACGGGCGGAUGCGGUGAGGUUGGUGAGGCUGAGGCAUCCCGGAGUGGUCCAUGUUGUACAGGCUUUGGAUGAGAAUAAGAAUGCCAUGGCUAUGGUUACGGAACCUUUGUUUGCAUCGGUGGCUAAUGCGCUUGGGAAUGUUGAUAAUGUUGCCAAGGUUCCUAAGGAACUCAAAGAGAUCGAAAUGGGUUUGGUGGAAGUCAAACAUGGUUUGCUUCAGAUUGCAGAAUGCUUGAAUUUUCUUCAUAACAAUGCACGUAUUGUUCAUCGGGCUAUAUCACCUGAGAAUGUCCUGAUUACGUCAAGUGGAGCCUGGAAGUUUGGUGGGUUUGGUUUUGCUACCUCAACGGAUAAAGCCUCUGGUGAUUGUGCUAAUGUGCAGGCCUUCCAUUAUGGCGAAUAUGAUACUGAAGAUUCUGUGAUGCCUCUUCAGCCAUCAUUGAAUUACACUGCACCUGAACUGGUUUGUAGUAAAGCAUCUUCAGCUGGAUGUUCUUCUGACAUUUUCAGUUUUGGAUGCCUUGCCUACCAUUUAAUUGCUCGAAAGCCUUUGUUCGCCUGCCACAACAAUGUCAAAACGUAUAUGAAUACGUUGACAUACUUACCCAAUGAAGCCUUCUCCUCUAUUCCACAAGAAUUAAUCCAUGACUUACAGAGGAUGCUUUCUGCAAAUGAAUCUGUCAGGCCAUCAGCACUGGAUUUUACUGGUUCUCCUUUUCUCCGGGAUGACACUAGGUUGCGUGCUCUUCGCUUCCUUGACCACUUGCUAGAAAAGGAUAACAUGCAGAAAUCUGAGUUUUUAAAAGCUUUAUCUGACAUGUGGAAAGAUUUUGACCCCCGUGUGUUGCGAUAUAAGGUACUUCCACCUCUUUGUGCAGAACUAAGGAAUUUGGUUAUGCAGCCAUUGAUUUUGCCGAUGGUUCUCAUGAUUGCAGAGUCACAGGAUAAAAAUGAUUUCAAGUUAGUUACUUCACCCGUUCUUAUGCCUGUUCUGAGCAAUGCUGCAGGAGAGGCCAUGUUGUUGCUGUUGAAGAACGCAGAGCUUAUUAUCAACAAGACAAGCUCGGAGCACCUAGAAUCCCAUUUACUUCCCAUGUUUGUUCGAGCUUAUGAUGACAGUGAUUCUCGUAUACAAGAGGAAGUUUUGAGAAAAUCUGCAUUCUUUGCCAAGCAACUUGAUCUGCAGCUUGUGAAACAAGCCAUUCUGCCUCGUAUUCAUGGCUUAGCUCUUAAAACAACAGUUGCCGCGGUUAGAGUCAAUGCUUUGCUAUGCUUGGGAGAUUUAGUUCACACACUUGAUAAAGGUUCUGUCCAGGAUGUCUUGCAAACUAUUCAACAAUGCACGGCUGUUGAUCGUUCUGCCCCUACUCUUUUGUGUUCCCUGGGGGUUUCAAACUCAGUUCUCAAGAAGUAUGGAGUUGAGUUCACCGCAGAGCAUGUCCUCCCUUUACUCACACCUCUUCUCACUGCCCAACAGUUGAAUGUUCAGCAGUUUACCAAAUAUAUGCUCUUUGUCAAAGAUGUUCUCAGAAAGAUAGAAGAAAAGCGGGGUGUUAUUUCGACUGAUUCUGGAACUCCAGAUGUAAAACAUGCUGUCACUGCCAAUGGGCUUCAGUCUCAAGUGUUGAGCAAUUCAAGUGGAACUGUGGCUCCGGCAAAAAGCAGCCCAGCGUGGGAUGAAGCCUGGGGCUCUGCCCACAGAGGAGCUGCCAAUGCCACUGCCACUACCACUGCAGAUGGGAUUCAGUCUCAAGCUUUGAGCAACGCAAGUGGAACUGUGGCUCUGGCAAAAAGCAGCCCAGCAUGGGAUGAAGAGUGGGGCUCUGCCAACAGAGGAGCUGCCACUACCACUGCAGAUGGGAUUCAGUCUCAAGCCUUGAGCAACGCAAGUGGAACUGUGGCUCCUGCAAAAAGCAACCCAGAAUGGGAUGAAGAGUGGGGCUCUACCUCCAGCAGAGCUUCCAAUGCCACUACCACUACCGCCGCAGAUGGGCUUCAGUCUCAAGCCUUGAGCAACACAAGUGGAACUGUGGCUCUAGCAAAAAGCAGCCCAGCAUGGGAUGAAAACUGGGGCUCUACCACCAGCAGAGCUGCUAUUGCCAAUGCCACUACCACUGGAGAUGGGCUUCGGUCUCAAGCCUUCAGCAAUGCAAGUGGAACCGUGGCACCAGCGAAAAGCAGCUCAUCAUGGGAUGAAGACAGGGGCUCUACCAACAGAGGAGCUGCCAAUGCCACUGCAGGUGGGGUUCAGUCUCAAGCCUUGAGCAAUGCAAGUGAAACUGCGGCUCCAGCAAAAAGCUGCUCAGCAUGGGGUGAAGACGGAGACUCUACCAACCGAGGAGCUGCCACUGCCACUGCCCACCAGCCUUCAAAAGCCAACUUAUCUAUUCACUCUAAUUUGGGGGAUAAAUCAAGUGAACCAACACCUUGGCAAUCUCAUUCUCCCAUUAUGUCCGCUAUGUCUAGCCAGCAAAUGCAUGCGUCUUGCCCUGCAGUUGACACCGAGUGGCCUCCUGCUUCAUCAAGCAAUGGAACAUCAUCCCCAUCAAAUUUCGAUGAUUUAGAUCCUUUUGCAAACUGGCCUCCACGACCUAGUGCCUCGAACAGUUCUGGGACCUUGAACAAUGGCACAACCAUGGAACAGGCCACUAACAAGUCUGGAUCCAGUUCCAUCACAAGUAUCACAAACAACAUGAACUACCACACUGACAACAGCAAUUGGUCCUUCACCAACAACCAAAACUCAGGGCAGAUAUCACAUCCUAAUCACAGAAAUCCCACGAUAAAUGCAACAAUCCCGAACAAUGGGAAUCUCCAGAGCUCUAUGGGAUUCUUGAAACAGAACCAGGGGAUUUCAGUUCCGGUCAGUUCGAACAAUAAUCAGAAACCAGCAGAUCUUGGUUCUACAUUUGGUUCUAGCAAGUCAGCUCCAAGACUUGCACCGCCACCCUCAACUGCGGUCAGUAGAGGAGCAAAUUCAGCCUCAAGGGCUACUCAUGCCACACCUACAUCCCAACAGCCUUCUCUUUUGGAUUUAUUUUGAUAGGUGAGGGAUUUGGUGUUGUUAAAGCAAACACAAAGAAGUCAUUCUUUUGAAUGUGGUUUACAUAUGGCUAAAAUCCCACGUUGUACAGCAGACCUUUGGCCCUGAAACUAAAUUUAUUCAUCAUUGUUGAUGCCAUUGUUUUGUAGUUGUUAUGGGCUUGUUUGAAGAGGGGGCACCCAUUUUGUUAUAAUUUGUUUGCGUGUUAACUCUAUUAUUUCUUGAUAUAUGUUUUUUCAAAUAUACUGUUCAAACAUCUACCUGGUUUAAUUGGUAAUCAUGUACUAAAUCGUUUACAGCUAAUUUUGUAUACCGUAAAAACGAGUAGGUCCCAAUUCCUAUCAUCUAACAGAAUCUAUACUUAUUUGGGUAAAAUUGACUCUCACUUUGUUUUACUUUUUUCCGCCUGGGGGCUUUUUAGAAAUGUUUUAAAACUCGGUCAAUUGAUUUAACCGUCGCUACAAUAAUUAUUAAUUAAUUAAUUAAAAAUUCUAUUUUUUUACUGGUUUCAGGAGUUGGUUCAAAUUUUGUCUAGAUUAGUAUACUAGCUGAUUUUUUAUCGAACCAGUUCG
This is a messenger RNA of Gossypium raimondii (Peruvian cotton), 4156 nucleotides long. RefSeq names its product SCY1-like protein 2 A. The coding region runs from base 219 to 3584 and encodes 1121 amino acids. The record is from RefSeq and is a predicted model, not a curated record. Gene Ontology annotation, biological process: protein phosphorylation. The transcript is spliced from 14 exons. Lineage: Eukaryota; Viridiplantae; Streptophyta; Magnoliopsida; Malvales; Malvaceae. Gene Ontology annotation, molecular function: ATP binding; protein kinase activity.